Cygnus olor (mute swan) is the source of this 2954-nucleotide messenger RNA. It is a transcript of the gene SHOX, whose product is annotated as short stature homeobox. NCBI's taxonomy places the organism in Eukaryota, Metazoa, Chordata, Aves, Anseriformes, Anatidae. Gene Ontology annotation, cellular component: nucleus. The record is from RefSeq and is a predicted model, not a curated record. Gene Ontology annotation, molecular function: sequence-specific double-stranded DNA binding; DNA-binding transcription factor activity, RNA polymerase II-specific. Gene Ontology annotation, biological process: regulation of transcription by RNA polymerase II.
AUGGAAGAACUUACAGCUUUUGUAUCCAAAUCUUUUGACCAGAAAAGCAAAGAGAGCAGCAGCGGCAGUGGCAGCAGCAACAAGAAGGAGACGAUCACGUACAGGGAAGUUUUGGAGAGUGGGUUGGCUCGCUCCAGGGAGCUUGGAAACUCUGACUCUAACCUGCAGGACAUGACCGAGAGCAGCAACCACUGCCCGGUGCACCUUUUCAAAGACCACGUAGAGAGCGACAAGGACAAACUGAAGGAGUUCGCCGCGGGCAGGACGGCCGAAGGGAUCUACGAGUGCAAAGAGAAGAGGGAAGACGUGAAGUCGGAAGAUGAAGAUGGACAGACCAAGCUCAAACAAAGGAGAAGCAGAACCAAUUUCACACUAGAGCAGCUGAAUGAGCUGGAAAGACUUUUUGAUGAGACUCACUAUCCGGAUGCCUUCAUGAGGGAGGAACUAAGCCAGAGGCUGGGACUGUCUGAAGCUAGGGUUCAGGUCUGGUUCCAGAACAGGAGAGCAAAGUGCCGAAAGCAGGAAAACCAGAUGCACAAAGGUGUGACUGGGACCGCCAGCCAUUUAGACGCCUGCAGAGUGGCCCCGUAUGUGAAUAUGGGAGCCCUGAGGAUGCCUUUCCAACAGGUCCAGGCGCAGCUGCAGCUGGAGGGGGUGGCCCACGCGCACCCGCACCUGCACCCGCACCUGGCGGCCCACGCGCCCUACCUGAUGUUCCCGCCGCCGCCCUUCGGGCUGCCCAUCGCCUCCCUGGCCGAGUCCGCCUCCGCCGCCGCCGUGGUGGCCGCCGCCGCCAAGAGCAACAGCAAGAACUCCAGCAUCGCCGACCUGCGGCUCAAGGCCCGCAAGCACGCCGAGGCCCUGGGGCUCUGACACGCUUCUGCCCCGGCCCCCCCUCGCUCACACACAGCCCCUUACUCGACCCCCCCACCCCACCCAUGGCCCCCGGCCCCGGGCCGCCCCGCCUCCUGCUCUCCGUUUUUUUUUUUAAUCAUUUCUAAUUUUUGUCCUCUUUUAUUUUAUUUGUUUCUUUUUGAUUUCUUUCCCCUCGCUUUCUUUCCAGUACUUUCCGGCAGCCUUCUCCGGCUGCUCUCCUUCGCUUCAUCCCGCCCAGCAGAGACUUCGUGGCCGGGGGGAGCCGGGGCGAAGACGGCGACCGUUGACGGCCGUUGGAGGCCGUUAGUUGCCGUUGGGAGCCGUUGGUGGCCGUUGGUUGCCGUUGGCGGCCGUUAGCGGCCGUUGGGAGCUGUUGGUGGCCGUUGGCGUGUGGGGAAACUCUCCAGGCCCCGGGUCCCCGGGCACACUCACACGCACGCACACACACACACAAACACAAACCAGAGACUUUGAAGAGGAGAAAGUAGGUGGGAGGACAGACACACAGACAGAGAGGAGGGAAAGAGGAGAGAGAAAAACAAAACACCGUCACCACCACCACAACAACAGAGAAGGAAAUGAUCUCUAAAUUAUGUUAGUCUGUGAACGUUGGGGACCUUUGGAUAUUUUUUUUGACCCUGGCAAAAGUGAUCGCUCCAGCAUAACGUCAUCCGCUGCUGUCAGUUUUGCUACCUUGUGCAUGUGUCUAACUAAACACGUUUUGAGGAUCAAAAGUAUAUUAGAACAAAACUAAACAAAACAAAUAAUAAUAAUAAUAAAUAAUAAAUCCUUGGGGCUGGUCUCCAUUAAAGAUGACAUUUCUUUGUUGCCAACAGUAUUAUUUCACUGCCAUGAAUCUCUUCCAUCACUGAGGAGCUGCUGCUGCAGAACUGGUUUGAAUUUAAAUGUGGAAUUUCAGAUCUGAGGCAAGGCAGUUUUUUUCCUUUCUUUCCUAUAAAAAAAACAAGCAGCAAUAACAGAAAAUGUGCGUCUCAAAUGGCUAUGUCCUUUGAAAGGAAAAAAAAGAGAGAGAGACUAGAAUUUACUAAUCUUUAACGAUAACUUGAAAGAUGGAAACACUAAGAAAUGCACCUGUUUUGCCAGAAUCACCUGAACUCAAAGAGAUGUGUUGUGCCAUAGAAACAGGUCAAUUUUUCUAUUUUUUUUUCCAAAUGUCUGGAUCGUUGAAUUGAAAUCUUGCUGUUUUACAGGAUGUAGAAAGAAUGACUUAUACGACAAAGAUGGACAUAUGGUUUUAAGGCAUAAUACUGAUGCAGUGUUAAUUUUAGUGAAAUGCAAUUAAGUGCAGUAAAGUGCAAUACUGUAAAUAUUAUAGAUUAAAAAGAAAUAGCCGUACUUAUUCUGUUAAUAACCGAUUCUGCAAGAACCAUAACUUAAGUCCUUUAUGCUCAGACUGGUGCAUUGCAGCUCCUUGCCAAAAUGACAGUCUGAGUCCUCUAUGAAUGGAUAAAGUUAUAUGUAUCACGUAUGGGAAAAGGUAGAUGCCAUGAUUUCUAGUUGAGUCAACGUGCCAUGUUUCUGGGAAGUAAGCUGAAAAGUCUGUAUGACAUUUUUUUGCAAUCAUUUGAAGUAAAGAGAAAAACCAAACAAACAACAACCCACAGAAGUUUUGUAGAGGUGGACAAGUUUGAUAUUUGGCCAUUUUAAAUUUUGCCUGUGAUUUAGUUACCAAGUCUAAAGGUAAUGCUUAAACAAACUAAUAUAAAUGCAGAAAUGAUGGGGACUACGAAAAUCCUUUAAAUUUUGUUACCAAAGUGUCUGAGUUUACUGGCCCUCUCCCUUUCCCUUUCCUCCAUAUUUCUACUUUUUAUGCUAUUCACCUCUAAUGAGUUUAUUAUAUCUUUUUUUUUUUUUUUUUUUUUGGGGGGGGGAGGGAAGAGGAAGGUGCAAAUGUUGGUCUUGUCUACAUCUAACAAGACAGCUAUUUGUUGCCUUUGCUAUCAAGGCCUGCAUUGAUGGAAGGUUAUCCUCUCAACAGUACUGUUAAGCCUGCUUUUUAUGUCUCAUUUAACAACUCAUUACUAGUUUUGGCUUUUGCUGAUGUUUAUUGAAUCCAA